Malania oleifera is the source of this 1866-nucleotide messenger RNA. Its product is annotated as transcription factor MYB61. The transcript has 3 exons. Lineage: Eukaryota; Viridiplantae; Streptophyta; Magnoliopsida; Santalales; Ximeniaceae. Gene Ontology annotation, biological process: regulation of stomatal movement. The record is from RefSeq and is a predicted model, not a curated record. The coding region runs from base 494 to 1639 and encodes 381 amino acids.
GCUGCCAAAAUCAUUAAUUCUCAAGUUUGAUUAGACAUAUGCAAGUCAGAUUAUUGGAGCCCCAUCCUUCUACAUAUAUUGGAUGCGUCCAGUUGCAUCUGAACCAUCCAACCCAGAUGGGGCCCUCCACGUGGUAGGCUUAGAAUGUUAAAUGGACGGUUCAGAUGCCCUCCAGCCAAUAGCAGCUCCACCCUCUCUACCCAGAAUAAUCAAAUUACAUAACCCAUAAAUCACAAUUUUCAGUCCUCCUCCUUCCCUGAUUGUGACCUUUUCUCUCUUUCAGGCUCUUCCUAUUAAUUCAAUCCCCUUCCAGUCUGCCCACUUCGUUUUCACACCUCCUUAUCAUCUCUCUCUCUCUCUCUCUUUCAAUACCACAAUCGCAACUCCUAAGCUACAGCUCAAAGUCUCUCCACAGUUGACAAUUCACAAUUUACACAAAGCCUUUGCUUUUAAUUGUCAGUAUUUUUUCAGUGAGAGAGUUAGUGCAUUCCAAAUGGGGAGGCACUCUUGCUGCUACAAGCAGAAGCUGAGAAAAGGCCUGUGGUCUCCUGAAGAAGAUGAGAAGCUUCUGAGGCACAUAACCAAGUAUGGACAUGGGUGUUGGAGCUCUGUUCCCAAACUGGCAGGUUUGCAACGGUGUGGGAAGAGCUGCAGGUUAAGGUGGAUUAACUACCUGAGGCCUGACUUGAAAAGAGGGGCAUUCUCACAACAGGAAGAGAACCUCAUCAUCGAACUCCAUGCAGUCUUAGGCAACAGAUGGUCUCAGAUAGCUGCUCAGCUACCAGGAAGAACUGAUAAUGAAAUAAAGAAUUUAUGGAACUCUUGUAUAAAGAAGAAGCUGAGGCAGAGAGGCAUUGACCCCAACACUCACAAGCCUCUCUGCGAGGUUGAGAUGGCAGAGAAGAAUCCUCUCCCAGCCCAAAGAAGCAACAGCAAUGAAGAACUGAACCUCAUUGAGGCAGAGAAUCAAUUGGAAAGGUACCCACUUGAAGUUUCUAAUCCUGAACCCAAGAUUAACAUCAACAAAAGCAAUGAAGAAGCAAACACCACCACCACCACCACCCAGGAUUUCUUCAGCACCAGCACCUGCAGGCCUUCUGAACUGGUGGGUCAUCCCUCCUUUCAGCAGUUGAAUUAUGGAAUAAACUCAGUCCCCACUCUCUGCUGCUUCAGCCAAAACUCUUUUUCAGCAGUUGAAUCAGUUGGUUCUCUCAAUAUCAAUGGAGUGCACAACUGGGAAACCAGUAACACCACUGCUACCUUCAAUAACAAUGGCAGAAACAGCAUUGAACUGCAGGGAAAUGGGUCCCACUUUGAGAACAACUUCUUCUUGUGGGGACAAUCAGAGAGUGGGAAAUCUGGGAAAGAAACCCAAAUCGAUCACCACUUGGAAGGUGGUGUUCCAGAACCCAUCAAAUGGUCAGAAUAUGGACUCCAUGCCCCAUUUAUACUUGGAGCUGCAAUACAGAAUCAAAUCUCUCAACCCAUUUACAACAGUGAGAUCAAAGCAGAAACAGAGUUCACAACAGAUGGCUCAAGUGGUGGUGGUGCUUGGCAUCAGAACCAGCCUUUACAAGCGCCAGAUAUAUAUAAUAAGGAUAUUCAGAGACUAGCUGCAGCUUUUGGGCAGAUUUUUUAGCUUGUGUUUAAUUGGGGAAAAAAAAGGAUGAUAUAAUUACAGAAUUUUUCUGGUUGGAAACAGGUGUGUGCUGAAGAAUUUCCUUUUUGUUCUGUAAAUAGGUCUGAUACAAUUAAAUUUCUGAACCUUUUGUUACUGAAUAUUUGUGAUGGGAACAAACUAUGUUCAUCCUUUGUCCAUGUGACACAGUGGAAUUACAGAAUAAUGCAUAUUUGUUUUGGAGUUAA